AUGAAGUUAACUAACGAUUUGAGCCUCUCACUAAAGUCAAGUCAAAUCGUAGUAGUAUCACCUCUAUUCGCUGACUGGAAUAUUAGCCUGUUGCGUGCUUUGUUUCUGGAGACGGGUUGGAUCACAACAAAAGAUAGCGAUAGCAAAUUGAUGCUGGUACCAUAUAUCGAAGCAUACGUGAAUGAUUUUCAAAUGCUUGGUGUGUGCGAUGAACCUUUCCAGAGAGAGGGGAAGUACAUGUUACUGCUUCCACAACCAGCAGAAGAGGCAGGCAAAGUUAUCUACACGUCGAUUUGUUUUCAAAUGCAUUGUGCAAAAGAACUAAGUGCAGUAUCUAAAAAAUUAGCAUUCAGUGAUUUCUUGCUUGUUCCUUCCAUUCUUAGCAGUAAAUCCAUUUGUUUGCCCACUAUGGAUGAGGCGCUGUUGACUGCAAGCAAGAUGAUCAUAACAAAAUUCAGAGACGAUUACAAGAUGCAAUACGGAAUCAAUACAGAGAAUGAACUUUCAGAAUCUGCAGUCUCUGAAAUAGCCAUUGCGCUGGCAAACAUUGCUCCAACGAGGUGGAAUCUGGAAGGCACGAUUAACAAGAUUAGCAAUAACUUACGAUAUGUAGAUUUUGCCGAAAACCUACCCCCGGAUUUCAAAGAGUAUCCGACCAAGUAUUUCCUCAUGGAUUUAGCACAGGAAGCCAAUACUCAGCAGUAUACAAAUCGUCUCUGUGAUUUCCUACAUGAAUCUUUAAAAAAUAUUGGCUCAAUCAAGGACGCACCAGAUGGAGUUCGCAAGAUAAUUCUCGAUUCUGGUCAUUUGAAAAGUCAUCAUCGUUAUUAUAUCAAGAUGGCCCUAUUACAAGCAAAGCUCAUCAGACCUGAGGAUGCAUUUACUGCAGUUAACAUUGAGAAUGGCGCGCUACCUAGGUCGCUGAAAAUGGUUCAAGUCGCAAAUGCUCUUCUGCCACCACUGAUUCAGGACGAAGAAGAGUCCAAUGAAAUUGCAUUCAACGAUGGGCAAGAUAACGACAGCACUCUAUUACCCUUAAACUCUUUUUAUGUACAAGCUAAUAUUGGUGAACGGCAGAUCGACUUUAUACUAAACAAGGUGGUCAAAGCAUCCUUGUGCAAAGAUCCUGUAAAGCUGUUCACUGCACAAGAAAGAACAGUUGAAAUGGAUGACAUACUGGUUGUAGCAUCUGAAAUUAUGUGGGGUCAUUAUCAACAACUGGAAUCAGAGAGCCAUCUAGACUCAUUAAUUACAUGCUGUGCAAAGCAUGAGAACAUCACACUGUCGUUAAGCCAUUACAAGUGCUUUACUGCAAACUUGACGAAUUUUAUCAAUAACUGGUUUCAAAACAAAAGCACACUCUCGUGUAAAGAAUUGGACACAUGCCACUUGAUUUCAAUCGACAAAGAAUGCCCUUGUGCUCUCAAGAUAACUCAUCGAAUGUUGCUAGAGAUAGGAUUGAAGCCUGUAGUGUCCAUUAUCGCUGAAACCAUAGUGGGCACCACUCUUUCAAGCGAUCACUUUGGCCUAUAUCCAGUCUCUGCACUGUUUGUCAAAAGAGGUGUAGGUUUCGUCGACAAUGUGUAUUGCUCUGAUUGCCUUCAGCACCAUUUAGAAGAAAAACUUGCAGAGUUCUUCCAAAACCACCAACAAAAGCCUGCCAUGUGUUUCGUCGACAAGGAAGCAGAACAUGCACUGAAGCAAUUUCUUGUCAAAGGAAACUAUAAGCAGAUUGCUGGUUCAACUUACACAAUCAGCAUGAAAAUCGAAACAGAAAAAAGUUCUUUUACAUAUGAACUUCUGGAUGAUUACCGUAACGCAUACCAGGAUAUUCCGGGAACAUACUCUCGUUCGAAUCUUCGAAGAGUACAAUACUUCAAUUCUGAAUACACUAUUUUGAAGAAGGACAAGGAUUUACCAAGCACAGGCUUUAAAAGGAUUUUUUUUCUGCUUAACCGUCGUACGGCAGUUGUGACUUUGAAUAUCCAGCUUCCUGCUCACACAUUCCAAUUGAAAGUGAUCCAAGCUGAGUUUGUGCUCGGUCAAGAUAGCUGCUAUAUUAGCAUAGCCAUUUUGCCACUUUUACAUUCAUCGGCUAUGAGGGUUACUCUAUCCUGCUUUGGGGCCUCAAGCAUUGGAGAAGUGUUUGAGGAAAUUGAGUCGAUAGAAAUUCAGGAGAGGCUACAUUUAAAGAGAAAGUGA
Molecule: messenger RNA, 2202 nt
Organism: Mucor velutinosus
Lineage: Eukaryota; Fungi; Mucoromycota; Mucoromycetes; Mucorales; Mucoraceae
Exons: 4
Coding region: 1-2202 (733 amino acids)
Source: RefSeq, a predicted model, not a curated record